AGCAUAGUGACGCACGCCUCGAGUCGGAACCCCCGUUAACGUAGCCCUCAGCAAAGCUCUCACUUUCGGAGCCGAAACAGCGAAACACACAGCGCGAUGAAGUUCACAGAUUCCCCAGUAAUCGAGCUGCCUGUGCGCAACUCCCUCCUUUCUCUCCAACAGGACAACGGCUCCAUGCACGUUGGAACCUCCGUCUGGCCCUGCUCCCUUGUCCUCGUUAGAUUCGCCGACCGCUGGGUCCCGCUCACUCAAAUCCCCAUCGACAACAACAGCAACUCCUACUCCCACCUCCUCGACUUCCGUGGCAAACGCGCCGUGGAACUCGGCUCCGGGUGCGGGGCCGCCGGCAUGGGGUUCUAUCUCCUAGGUCUCACAGACAUCGUGCUCACCGACAUAGCCCCCGUCAUGCCCGCACUCAAACGUAAUCUCAAACGCAACAAACCCGUCCUGGCCAAAGCCCUUAAGCACUCCAUCCUCUACUGGAACAAUCUCGACCAAAUCAAGUCCCUGAACCCACCCUUCGAUUUCGUUCUUGCCGCCGAUGUCGUUUACAUCGAGGAGACCGUGGGCCCGCUCGUGUCCACCAUGGAAGCUCUGGUGUCUGACGACGGCGUCGUUCUGCUCGGUUACCAAUUGAGAUCCCCGGAGGCCGAUAAGCUGUUCUGGGAAAUGUGCGAGGAAGCGUUUGAUGUCGAUAAGGUUCCGCACGAGGAUCUUCACCCGGAGUAUGCCUACGAGGAGACCGAUGUUUAUAUCUUGAGGAAGAAGACCAAGAUUAGGGUGGAGGGUUCGUAGCUAUAUUUCUUCACGUUCAUUGGCUUGUUUGGAAGUUUUUGUUUGUUUUCCCGUGUUCUGUUAUGAUUAAUGGCAAAUCACGGAUGAAUUGUGUUGGAAAGUACUGUAGAAACACUUAUAUUCUUGAUUAUUAUAAUUUCAUAUACUGAACCAAGGUAAAAUUUUAAAUC
Juglans microcarpa x Juglans regia is the source of this 965-nucleotide messenger RNA. RefSeq names its product protein-lysine methyltransferase METTL21D. The transcript has a single exon. NCBI's taxonomy places the organism in Eukaryota, Viridiplantae, Streptophyta, Magnoliopsida, Fagales, Juglandaceae. The record is from RefSeq and is a predicted model, not a curated record. The coding region runs from base 97 to 795 and encodes 232 amino acids.